This is a messenger RNA of Candoia aspera, 5415 nucleotides long. It is a transcript of the gene TRAPPC8, whose product is annotated as trafficking protein particle complex subunit 8. Gene Ontology annotation, cellular component: TRAPPIII protein complex. The transcript has 31 exons. The record is from RefSeq and is a predicted model, not a curated record. Gene Ontology annotation, molecular function: protein binding. Lineage: Eukaryota; Metazoa; Chordata; Lepidosauria; Squamata; Candoiidae. Bases 270 to 4679 code for a protein of 1469 amino acids.
GGCUGUCUGCCUAGUUUACCCAGUUGUCUCACUUUUUCGGGUCCAAUAUGGCGGCUUUGGGCGGUCGCUGAGGUGCUGGUACGGUGGCAGUUGAGGCCGCGUUUGUUGGCUCUAGAGGGGGGAGGCGGAUCUUGUGUUCAUUGGCGCGGAUUCGGCUCCGGCACGGAGGGAGACGAGGAGAGAAGAAAAGAGCGGGCCAAGGCGGGUAGGCCUUCUGGGAGGUCCUCCGCUAGAGCUUGGUGUGUUGGGCCGCUCUGUCGGUCGGGGAGAUGGCCCAGCGAGUGCAGUCGGUGCAGGAGUUCCUCCAGGACUCGUUUGUGCCGUUAGUGGCCGCGUUGUGUAGUGAGGAGGCAGAAAGAAUCACCCGCAAGAACAACCUGGGCUUCUGCGAGCUGGUAAAGCCCUUUUGUCGCCUCACUUCGGAAGUGCACAUGAGAGACCCUAACAAUCAACUUCACGUAAUCAAAAACUUAAAAAUCGCUGUCAACAACAUUAGUACUCAGCCACCACAGCCUGGAACUGUUCGAAAACUUCUGAAUGAUGUGGUGACUCUUAGUCAGCCUGCUGAAGGAUUAUUAGCUAAUGUGAUUACUGCAGGAGAUUAUGAUCUCAACAUUAGUGAUCACUCAGUUAAAGCUAGUGUUCCUUGGUACAGUAGUUGGAAAGACACACUGAUGGGACUGAACACAUCCACAUUUUAUUCAGCCACCACCCCAUGGUUUGAAGCUUAUCGAGAGAGCUUUCUUCAGUCUAUGCCAGCAUCAGACCAUGAAUUCCUAAACCACUAUGUAGCCUGUAUGCUUGUGGUAUCAUCUAGUGAAUCUGAACCUGGGGAACAGUUUCUAAAGCUAUCACAAGAGCAACAUCGGAUUCAACAUAGUAAUGAAUAUUCUUAUCCAAAGUGGUUUAUUCCAAACACACUGAAAUAUUAUGUGCUGUUGCAUGAUGUGAGUAUAGGAGAGGAACAAAGAGCUGAUUCAAUAUAUGAAGAAAUGAAGCAGAGGUAUGGGACUCAGGGGUGCUACUUGCUUAAGAUAAAUUCUCGUGUGUCUAAUCGAGGAACAGAUGAACAGAUUCCUGAUCCCUGGAGCCAGUACCUUCAGAAAAACAAUAUCCAAACACAGGAACUUUAUGAAGAUGGCACAUAUGCAGUAAUUUCAAAUAAGAAUUCUGAUCACUUCAUACCUCUGGAUGGGCUAGAUAAUGAUUCAAAAGAUGGUUUAGCAAAUAACUUUAAGACUCACCCACUUCAGUUGGAUCAUGCUAGUGAUGGUAGUUAUUUCGAUGGCACAGAUUACGCAAAACCAAAUUCAUCUAUGCACGAAUCAAAGAAGUCAAAUAUAUGGACACCUCAUGGCACUUGUUUGACACUCACAGAUCAUGAUCGUAUUCGGCAAUUCAUACAAGAAUUCACUUUUAGGGGACUUUUGCCACAUAUAGAGAAAACUAUCAGGCAACUUAAUGAUCAGUUAAUAUCCAGGAAAGGCUUGAGUCGAUCUUUAUUUUCUGCAACCAAAAAAUGGUUUACUGGCAGCAAAGUUCCAGAGAAAAGUGUGAAUGAACUGAAAAGCACAUCGGGUUUGUUGUAUUCUCCAGAAGCACCAGAACUUCAAAUCAGGAAAAUGGCAGAUUUGUGUUUUUUGGUGCAGCACUAUGAACUGGCAUAUAGUUGCUAUCAUACAGCAAAGAAAGACUUUUUGAAUGAUCAAGCAAUGCUGUAUGCAGCAGGAGCACUGGAAAUGGCAGCGGUAUCUGCUUUUCUUCAGCCAGGAGCACCAAGACCAUAUCCUGCUCAUUACAUGGAUACUGCAAUUCAGACCUAUAGAGAUAUCUGCAAGAAUAUGAUGCUGGCAGAGAGAUGUGUGCUCCUUAGUGCUGAAAUACUAAAAAGCCAAACCAAAUACUCAGAGGCAGCUGCUCUCCUUAUUCGUUUAACCAGUGAGGAUUCAGAUCUUCGGAGUGCACUGCUGCUGGAGCAAGCUGCACAUUGUUUUAUAAACAUGAAAAAUCCUAUGGUUAGAAAAUUUGCCUUUCAUAUGAUACUGGCUGGACAUAGGUAUAGUAAAGCAGGACAGAAGAAACAUGCUCUACGAUGCUACUGCCAAGCAAUGCAAGUUUAUAAAGGGAAAGGGUGGUCCCUUGCUGAAGACCAUAUCAACUUCACAAUUGGCCGUCAGUCUUUUACCCUUCGGCAACUUGACAACGCUGUAUCGGCUUUCAGGCAUAUUUUGAUCAAUGAUAGCAAGCAAACUGCUGCCCAGCAAGGAGCCUUCCUCCGAGAGUAUCUUUAUAUUUAUAAGAAUGUAAGUCAGUUGUCACCUGAUGGUCCUCUACCACAGCUUCCUUUACCCUAUAUUAAUAGUUCUGAAACACGUGUAUUCUUUGGACAUGACAGACGACCAGCAGAAGGUGAAAAACAGGCAGCAACACAUAUAAGCCUUGAUCAGGAAUAUGUAUUGGAAUUUUCACAACAGUGGAAGGAACUUGAAGAGCAAGUUGUGUCUACAGUUAACAGAGGCACAACACUUCCUAAUUUCCAGCCAACGCAGUAUUGUUUGAACAGAUAUUCGGAUAACUCUAGGUUUCCACUUGCUGUAGUAAAAGAACCAAUAACAGUAGAAGUAGCUUUUAGAAAUCCACUGAAAGUUCCACUUUUGUUAAGUGAUCUGUCACUACUUUGGAAAUUCCAACCAAAGGAUUUCAAUUUGAAGAAUAAUGGAGAAACAAAGGAAUUUGAAACAUGUGGAAAAGAUAUGAUUGGGGCUGAAGUGAUAUCAGAAUUUUUGAUUAACAGUGAAGAAACUAAAAUGGCAAGACUAAAGCUCUUUCCCCAUCAAACAGGGGAGCUACACAUUCUGGGAGUCGUUUACAAUCUUGGCACUAUGCAGGGUACUACGGUGCUAGAUGGAUUAGACUCUUCUGUUGGAUUACUGAGAGAGAAAUAUAAUUCUAAUGAAAUGUCAGUGCGAGGACGGCAAGAUUUGGAAAUCCAGGGCCCUCGCUUAAAUAACACCAAAGAAGAGAAAACAUCUGUUAAAUAUGGACCAGAUCGACGUUUAGAUCCUAUUAUUACAGAAGAGAUGCCUUUGCUUGAGGUAUUUUUUAUAAAUUUUCCGACACUGCUGCUUUGUGGAGAAAUACGAAAGACAUAUGUGGAAUUCAUGAAUGUAAGCAAGUGUCCCCUAACUGGAGUGAAAGUUGUCUCUAAACAGCCAGAGUUCUUUACUUUUGGUAGUAAAGAUGCUGUUUUAACUCCACUAAGCCCAACAACAUCUGAACAUUGCAGCGCUUAUAAGACUGUUGUUACACAUUCUACCUCAGUAUGUUCACUGAUAUCCUCAGCUGUUGCUUCGGACUUUGGGGUUGGAACAGGAAGUCAUCCUGAAAUAAUAGAUGUCCCACUUCCUGACUCUGUUCUCCUCCCUGGAGUAUCAGUACAGCUUCCCAUGUGGCUACGUGGGCCAGAUGAAGAAGGAGUUCAUGAAAUAAAUUUCUUGUUUUACUAUGAAAGUAUUAAAAAGCAUUCAAAAAUGUGUCACAGAGUAUUGAGACACACUGCAGUUAUUUGCACCAGCCGAUCUUUGACUGUGCGAGCUACUAUGUAUCGAAGCAAUGCUCUUGAGGAUGAAAAAGGUGAAGGUGACAAUAUGCUAGUGUUUGUGGAUGUGGAAAAUAUCAAUACUAGUGAAGCUGGUGUAAAAGAAUUUCAUAUAGUCCAAGUGUCUAGUAACAGCAGGAACUGGAAGUUACAGAAAUCCAUAAAUGUCUCUGAAGACAAAGAUAUUAAACUGGCUAAUAGAGAAAAAGGAAAAGUGUGCUUAAAAGCAGUCAGAUGCAAACAAUCAGUAGAAAAUUAUACUUUUGCAGAUGUUGUUUUCGGAAAUGAACAGAUAAUCAGUUCAACCAGUCCGUGUGCUGACUUCUUUUUCCAAAGUUUAUAUUCCAACUUAAAAAGAAUACAGACUCAACACAGCACUUUGCAAGGAUCUUGUGACAGUGCUGUCAGACAAAUACAGAAAUGUAGUGAAGUCGAUUUGAAUAUUAUUGUACUUUGGAAGGCAUAUGUUGUAGAAGAUAACAAGCAACUCAUUUUGGAAGGUCAGCAUCAUGUCUUACUUCAUGCAGUGGGGAAAGAUGCAUUUUCUUUACCUCAAAAGCAGGGCUUUAAAAAAAUACUUGGGAAUUCUGAUUGGGACGACUUGGAACAGGAAUCGUCAGAAAUAGGUCUCUCAACUCUUUUUCGCCCAGAAAGUACAACAAUACCAACCAGGCCAUCUCUGGAUCAGUUUUCUAACCUUAUUAAAACUAGCCUUCAUUAUCCUGAAACAUUUAAUCAUUCCUUUAAUCAGAAAAGCCUUUGCAUAGUUCCAGUUACUCUUCUACUUUCAAAUUGUUCUGAAGCUGAUGUUGAUGUGAUAAUUGAUCUGCGACAUAAAACAACAAGUCCAGAAGCCCUUGAAACCCAUGGUUCAUUUACAUGGCUUGGGCAAACACAAUACAAGCUUCAGCUAAAAGCCCACGAAUUAUCUAGCCUGCAGUUAAAGGCCUGCUUCGUUCAUACUGGAGUGUAUAAUCUUGGAACCCCACGAAUAUUUGCCAAGCUUUCAAAUCAGGUUACUUUAUUUGAAACAAGUCAACAGAAUUCAGUACCAGCCCUGAUUAUUAUCAACAGUAUUUGAUUUAUGGUUUGUUUUAAAAACAAAACAAAAAAACUACUGUUAUUUCUUUGAAAUUACAACCUUGGCGUAUAACCUGUUAAAAAGUUGUAGAUAAAAUUCCCACAUAAUAUGAUAACAUGCCUAUUUCUCUUUCAUAAUACCAGGCACAUUGGAUUUCAGUUUCUUUUUAGAAAAUGUUUCAUAAGUUAAAUGGAAAUAACCACAUAACUUUUAAGACUCCUCAUAACAAAAUUGGGAAAUCUUUGGACCUUUACUGCUGAGAAAAAUUUACAGCAUGUGUUAAUAUUUGUGGCUGCAUUAGAUGGCAAUUUAGGAAAAAGUUCCUUGUUGGCUUUUUUUGAUUAAGCCAUAGAUUGAUAAUUAUAUCAUGUUGUUUCUGUGAAGUUAGUAGGAUCCAAUUUUUUCCAGUCCAAUUUUUCUGUUUUUCAUUUUCACUUUUUAAAAAGGUGAAUUUGAGACUCCUCAUAUACUGAUAAAGCAAUUCUCAUUGCAAUUGCAUAUAUAACUCCACUUAAUAUUCUACAAUUUUGAAAGCAGUUUGAAUAUUUUCUCAUUCAUCUCAGUACAAAUGCACUGUUUCAAACAAAGAAAUGUUUUGUCAUUUAAGUUCAUUCACUUUAUUAUGUAACUAGAGCAAUUCAGUUGAUCUGUUUUUUUAAAAAGUUAAGCUUUUCAAGAAAUGUAUUAUAUUUAUAACAAAUGUGCUGUAAAUAAAAUAAAAUGUGCAUCAUAUUCA